AUGGCGUGGUGGGAUAUGCAGCACCGAACUGUCGGUGCCUCGCCGCGGCCAAGACCACGGCUCGUUAUGGGGGAUGUCUUCCCCAGGCUAGAGCCUAGACACAUCGACAGACACGCUGCCAAAAUGGAGCGAGAGAACGCAUUGCUCUCGCCUGUCUUCGAGGAGCAGCAAAGCCCUCCCUCGACACCGGCUCUGGCGGUUCAUGUCGAGAUUCGCUUCACUGAUCCCGUCAUCCGGUCCAGAUACUGCCGCAGCUACGGCAGCUCGCCCGGGCUUGAAGCCACCAACAGGAUAUGUCGAGGUCUCGUGCGGCGCAUUGAGCGCUGCUCUGAAGAGCUUCUUACCCGCAAGGACUCGGGCGCUCUGGAGGUGUUCAAGGGUGACAGCUACGAGCGCAAGCCGCUGAGAUUCGAGAUGACGUUUCGGAUCUCGACAAGGGACAAGGGCGAAUGGGCUGAACGGUCAUACCGGUCUUACCAGAAACAGCCCCUGACCGUCGCGCUCACCAAGGAAAUCAUCCUUGCCACUCAUAGGAUGAUCGGACUCUUCUUGCGCCGCCACGACGAGAAGUUUCAGUGGCUCGACUGUCCAGUGCCCGAUGGAGAGUCCGAAGGAAGUGAGACUUUCGUCCCGUCUCGAGGUUGCCCCUUGUCGCUCUUGUCAAUUCCCCGCUCUCGUUUCAUCGAGGCCAGCCAGACCUUCGAGUUCGUACCCGGAUACAGCAUUGAUUUCUGCUUCCGAAGCAGCAAUUUGCAACGGAAAAUCCCAAGCUUCGAGAGAAGGGUUAAGGUCAAUAGCACCCAAACUGCCCCCUUGACCUUGUUCAUGAGCGAGAAUCUGUUUUGGAAGACGGAGCAAGUCCUCAACCAGAGAUUGGACUCCAGGAGGCGGGAGUUUGAGGACCAGCUCCGGUGUUCUAAGGCGGGCAGCAGCCAGUAUUCUGAUGACGGCGCACUUCAAAUGGACCUUAGAAUAUGCAACAAUCUAGGCCCCGUCUACAGCCAUGUGCACAGAAGCAUCAGCAGCCAGCUGGCGCUCUUCCAGGACCGCGAAGCGAGAGAUUGCGAAGAAUUCCUUUGCGACAUUGAAAAUGUCCUGAGCCACAUGAGGAAUGAGGUUGAUGCCGCACUUGACGCCAUGAAUGACCUGGAAAUAGGAAUAGUCGAGCUCAAGGGCGUGGGUUGGACGCUACGAGAGCCGGCAAAGUUCGUUCUGGGACCGGAAACCUCUCAUGAUCGGAAGACGAUCCAAGCAGCACUUGAACGGGUUCAAACCGGAAUCGGGGACGUCAUUCGCGGCCACAACAUCGCGAUUCACAUCAACGCUCGGAAACGAGGUCACAUUGUCUUGGACAAAGCCAUUGUCGCCCACGAGAAGCGCGGGAAGCCCAAAGAGACAUUCAGCUCAUACAAGGAAGAACAAGCAACUCUGGUUACCAGACUGAAAGCUCGGAUCCAGAAGGACAUUGACAAGAUCUUUGAGGAUUCGUGUUCUAUCAACGACAUCUCCGAGGAUCAGGAGGACUAUUUCUGCCGACCCAGGACACCUAUGCCGCCUGAGUACGGGUUGCCUGAGGGAGCGUGUUCACCGUCGUCAGUUAGGUCCUCGCCGCCAAAGCAAUCCAGGGCUCCGUUCAUGCAAGUCUCGCCAAGGCUGCGCCCACAACGUGUAUUCUCUCUAUCCAGGCGCUCUACCGAGUCCGUCAGGUCGGUUGAUUUUCUCCGGCCAGCGUUUGAAUCUUUCCCGUAUGACAGCAGCAGGCCCAGUAGCGGGGCUAGCAGCCGGGCAUCGGAGCAACAUGGAGGACGAGACAUCCUUCAGAGUCGUGAGUCUCUGCUUGCUGCAGCUGAUAUCAGGCCUGCGCGACGAUCAUUUUCUCUGGUGCCUGGGAAGUCACCAACCUUCUUGCGUGCCGGCAACUCCUCUACACCUGCUGAGGAGCAAGCUGUGAACUGCGACGAGGGCAGCCAGAGUGGUAAGCGGGCUCCUCCCGAGUAUUCGGUGGAUGUGCUCCAAGCUCCGGCAGAAGGGUGCGCUCGCGAGGCUAUGACGUCGGGCAAGGAGGAGAUGAACCCUCCGGUUGACUUAACAGGGACUGUCCCUGCAGCCGUUGCCUCCGACCCCGCGGUUCAGCAACCCGUGAUCCUACCCGAGAAUGACGAGAGCAAAGAUGCAUCGUUGGCUGUCAGCCAAGUCAGGCAUAGCAGAAUGGACACGCCGGAUGCCUUUGUCGAUGCCCGUGAAUACGUGGCCACUCCGCUGGCGCAAGAGCCCCCGGCUUGCCAGCGGUUCGGGAUGCUGGAGGAUGAAGCCCGAAGAGGCAAAGACGACGACACAUUCUCGACUGCGCCAUCAACCCCUGAGUUAAGCAUGGGAGGCUCUUCGCCAAGACACAGUCUCCUAAUGUCACCGGUUCAAGCCCGGACGGAUUUGGAAGCGAAAGGUCCGAUUGUCCAGGAGGUUGAUCCGGAAUUCGAGUUUGGGGAUGCAGAAGUACAAUUGAAUGGGCAUGCUGCUGCGGAUCAUGCUCUUAAAGAGGGCACGAAGUGCCCCGCAACGGACGAGUCAACAGUCAGCCAGAACAACUCACAGGGCAACUGGAAACCGUUGCAAGUAACCGAAGUACCCGACCAGUUGACUCCAGCACAAGGCAGUCACACUGAUGACGCGGACAACAGCCUGAGCUCGGCGGAACGUAUCGGCCCAGAAGCUCGGGCUGUGUCACUCGAUGCGGUCAUGCCCGGCAGCUUUCCUUCGGCUCUAACGCCCACUGCAGAGGUAUCUACCGCAUUGUACGGGCCCAACACUGUAUCCGAAUCGGCAUCGGAGGGUCAGGACCAUACUGGGAUUCUCGGGGCCGAGUUCAAUGGUGGAUCCGACAGCUCCUCCCAUACUUCGGACUUCCCCACUCCUGAAGUCCGGAGGUCGGACACGGACCAGGAGCUAGGCCAUGCCUCAGUUUUGCAUGGUUCUAAGGUCAGCUCUGCCAUGAGCUCUCCCAGUAAUGUACUGGGGUCUUCAGCACGGGCCGAGCCCUCUGCCAUUGAAGCCGCCGGGAGUGAACUCGGCGCCGGAUGCGGUGCCGAAGUGAAGCCCGCAGAGGACAAUGUGAGCAGGUGUGCUCAAGAUGACGCGUCUAUAGCGCCUCCUGGCAAUCCGAAUGAAGCUGGUGGUGCCGAGCCGGAGGCGGUCCCGUCGGAGUCCGAGGUCGCAGACGAGAUUCCUCGAGGAACCGAGCAGGUCACCGAGAACAUACCCCAGGGUGAUCAAGGUCGCGAAUGCACAGACACUAGACGGAUCCCGGCCAGUGAUGUCGGAUCCGACGCGGAUAUUGUGCGCCAUGACGGUGGAAAGGCGGUUGAUGACGGGCCCGGGCUCGUCACCGAGAAGGAAAAGGAGCCCUCUGACAAUGUGGACAUCCCUUGUGCGGAUGUUGGUUCCGCCGAGCAGUGCGAGCAUGCCCCUGGCUACGAUAAUUCUGCGGCUCAGCUACUCGAAACCGCGGGCAACGGCGCAGCGGAGACCUAUGGGUCUGAACCUGGGACCGAAGCUCUCGAUAAGCCCGAGAACCGAGUUUCUGCCGCCGUCACACCUGUCGCUGAUCCCGCAAUAAACGGGACAAGCGUCAAGGAUGAAGUGGGCACUUCGGAUCCGGUUGCUGUGCCCGAACAUACCGUGGCGGAGCCAGGGCAGCAGAAUGACGGUUACGGCUCGGCACCAACAGGUACCGGAGUCGAGGAUGGGGUCGAACUCGACAUCGGCCCCGAUGGUAAGGGUAUGACCGGUGCUGCCCUCUCGGAUAUCGAACCAGUGCUUUAUGAAGACGUCGGAACCGCCGUUGAAGACUUCGCACCCGAAGCUCAAGCUGCAGCGUCCGAUGCCGGGGAUACAAGUUCACCGGAUGGAGCAGAGGUCGAAGAGGAAUCGGUCACGGUUCCGACAGCGACUGAGACUACCGAGGCCAGCAUUCUGGGACAGGCCAUUGGUGAGGAAGUCAAAGAAGAACUCAUCGCGGUGCCAACCGUAGCCAGUGUCAUCGGAACCGAGCAACCCGAUGUUGCCGAUGGAGUCGAGGAAGAAUCGAUUAUGGCUCCGAACGGGACCGGCACAACCGAACCCGGAACCCCGGAAGCGAAUCUCGGCAGGCACAUCGAGCGCGAGCUCGGUGAUUCAACUAACGUCUCGGACGGGAUGAAGCUUGACGAUGAGAGUGUCACCAAGGCACCUGUCUCUACUGAAACCGCCGGCGUAGACACUGAUGAUGAGCUCAACGUUCGAGGUGAUCGUGAUGCCGCUGAUGAGCCUGCUACUCUAGAGCAUGUUUCUGAGCUCGAGUCUGGCCAGGAACAGCUUGCAACCAGGGUCGAUCAGGUUCAGGAACUGACGGAGAAACCUGCUGAGAGCGCUGCUGAGACCGAGCCGAAGGAACUUGAGCAUGAACUCGAUGUCCAAACUAUCAGGCUUGGACAAGAGGAGGCUUAUGGCCCUGAUCUGACGGCGGAAACUGAAACGGAGGCCGUGGCUGAAGAAUACCAGGGCGCUGAGGGCGACGCAUUUGUCCCCGAGGCGGAAACUGAUCCGUCCAAGGAGUCCCUGGGAGAAUCCGGCAGAACCGAGCUCAAGCAGAGUAUUCCCGUCGAACCGGAUACCGCAGAGCCGCAAUCUUGCGACAAGAUUGCUGCGCUCGAACCAUCUAUCUCAGACCUCACUGUCACUGUCCCGGUUCCCGAAGCCUCGACUGUACAGGCCGAUGUCAGCACCAGCAAACAAGGUCUGCCGGCUUGCAUCGACAGUUUGCCAACGGAACCUCUGGCCACCGAAAUACCCCUCUCUGGGCCCGCUCCAGAACUGUCGUUGGAUCCAGUAAAAGAAAAGCCCCAUCUCGCUCCAAUGCCAGACCUGUCGAUACUUUUCCCGGCGCCAACCCGAACGAGUUUCUCCUCCGACACAGCCUCCUUCAAAAGCACAGCCCGCAACUCAGUCGACACCAUCCGUCCUUCAAAAGACGAGCAAAGCCACCUGCCAACCCCUACCCUUGAGCCCGACCAUACCAGCUCCAGCCGCCUCAGACCGGCAACGGCAGGCUAUCUCGGCAUCGGCCUCCGCGGAUCCCACUUCGUCGAAGUCGGGCUGCGCGGCGCGCUGGGUGAUGUCAAGGCCCGCCAGCUGAGCUUGCCCCUCCAGCAUAUGUUGGACCAGGAGACAAUGGACGGGCGAUCUUCGGCGGCGGCCGAGCGGCCAAGCGCUCCGACCUCUGAAGCCGGCGGUAAGGGGCCGGGGUUGAGGAAGCGGGAGGCCGGUGUUGCUAAUAGCAAGCUGACUGGAGCGGAUGGAGAUGGAGAUGGCGAGGUGGCGGUGCUGCCUAGGAUGAUGAUGUUGCUUGCCGGAGCAAUGGUGAUUGGGAAGAUCAUGGGAAGGUCCAUGCCUGAGUAACACCGAUUUUGGGCAAAUCAGUCCUGAUUGCAUUGGUUAAACUUUGUCAUCGAGACACUCUGUAUUAUUUUCUUGUAUUUUUCUUUUUCGUUGUAUCAAGGCGUUGAUGGGUAGAGCAUGGCAUGGCAGGCUUGUUUUGAGAGGUUCAUGAUUGCAUUGGAGUAAUGGGCAAGGGCGGAGGUUCUGAUCUACUUCUACUAAGGGACACAAAAGGAUGUAGAAAGAGGGACAGCUUGUACGAGGUCGGUUCGUGGUGCAAGGAGUACAUAUUACUGUAUUUGGAUAUGCAUAGCAGAUUGGGAUUGAGCGUUUUGAGCAGCGUUGGAAAAAGGUUGUACACUAAAGGGCGCAACGGAAUGAGAGGAACAUCGGUAUCCGGAUGGGAAUAAUAGCAUACAUCAGCAUGCUGAACUGUG
This is a messenger RNA of Chaetomium strumarium, 5849 nucleotides long. RefSeq lists its product as uncharacterized. Bases 1 to 5433 code for a protein of 1810 amino acids. The record is from RefSeq and is a predicted model, not a curated record. NCBI's taxonomy places the organism in Eukaryota, Fungi, Ascomycota, Sordariomycetes, Sordariales, Chaetomiaceae. The transcript is spliced from 2 exons.